CAUACUUAUACCCGGAUGUUUUAAGUGGUAUACAAUGUGCCUUGGUAUACAUGCAUACAGUUAACACAUACGAAAAAUGUAUCGACACAUUACGGUAUCACUACUGCUUAUAUUUCUGUUAAAAGUCACGCUCGCUUUCUGGGUUACCGAAACAACAACAGCCGCGAGUGUACUCAUUCGUCAGAGAAAACCAAAACAGGGGUUUGUCACAAAUUUUGACAACCAAAAGCACGAAACUGUUCAGAAGAGAAAACAACGUUCAGCAUAUCGCCUACCUAUCUCAAACGCAAUGAGUCACCUGCUUGGAUACAGUGGAAACAGUGGGAUUGAAAACUCUACUCACAUCACGAGGGGGGACAAGACCUGCCGGAAAAUCAGCUGUACCAUAAAUCAUUUCGUAAGAUCGUGUGACGAAAAUGGCGGAAACGACACGUGUGUUCCAUGUGCUGCUGGCACAUUUCUGCUGGACAAAACGUCGUCGAUGCAGCACAAUCACGAGUGUGUGACAGUCCCUCCUUGUUAUCCAGAGGCCACCCUGAGUCGAUAUCCGAACUUUUGCGGUGAACAUCGUACCUUCUGCAAGUGUGAUCUUACACGAAACUUCUGUGGUCAUGAUCCUUGUAAUUGUAAAGUAGGACAUUGUUCUUCGGUCUCGGCACCCGUGUUAAAUAUUAACUGUGGCUGUGACAGACUACCAACCGCAGCGAAAACCCCGUCGAUGCCGACACCAACGAAAGCAACUUCAACACAGGCAUCAGUAACCUUCACGACAGCAUCAUUGCAGAAAAUAGUGCCGCCUGCCUGUAUUAAAAAAUAUCGCGGACUUUCAGGAGGAUCUAUUGCUGGAAUCUGUAUUGGAGUCUUUAUAGCCGGCAUUUGCGUUGGUGUUGGUGUUAGUGCUGGCAUUUAUUUCAAUAAAAGGGAUAGAGGCAGUUAUACACUUGCACCAGCUACCGACGGUGAAGAGAAUAGAGCGAUGCAAGAAUUAGGAUCACGUCCCUAACCUGGCCUCGCCUUUCGUACACAUAACUGAUUUUCAGACGAGGUAUGGCUGUAGCCUGUCUUGUAUCAUUCGGCGUUGGCGUUGUUGUUACUGUUGGAAUUUAUUACUAUAAAAGGAAAAGAAAAAAAGCGGGUUGCGGGGAAUGAAGAAAUGCAGACCAUACUCGAGAGCCAACAACCGAGCAAUGACGAUGAAAAUAAAACGGACGAUGCAACAACUAACUUGGGAGCUUCUGGUGGAAACUAGAAUGCCCUUUGUUCGAUUGAAAGAAAAAAGCAGCCAGAAAAAGAAAAAAAAAGAAAAGAAAAAAAACAAGAUGCUCUUCAUUUGAUUUCAUUUACGUGGUUUUCUUAUUUAAUGUGUUUGUUUCAAAAUGUUACAUGAUAUGUAUACAACAUAAAGGCAAUGUUUGGAUGCAGAGAGCACAUACAGCAAACGUAAUAAAAGGCUAAAACAAGAGUGAAAUGUCGGUGUGAAAAACUUGUGAUAUACGUCCACCCGGAAAGUUACAGACGAGAACAAAUACAUCUAUUACAACAGGUAUGGUUAAAUAUAACCUAAAACAUUUUUCAGCUUUAAUUUAAAAGAGAAAUUGUUCAACGAUGGCAUGGUGAAUAUAAAACUGAAUCACAAAGCUGUUUCGCCCUUCUGGACUCCGUCAGUGAUAAAAAUGACACCACACAGCUGUUUCGUCCUCCCUUAAGUCGUCAUUGAUGCUUGUGACCAAUAAUAUUGAAAUCCAGAAAGGAAGCUGGUCUCAAACAAUUUGUUAAAAAUAUAGAAGAGGAGGUACAAUGAUAAAUCAAAUUUCAGAUAUUGGUUUAUCUAUCAGGAUAUGUAUGAAAAGUCUGCACAGUUGAAAGUUUUCCUGAAAAAUAGACGUGACACAACAUGUUAACGAACUCAUCAGUGGUGAUAUAAACAAAACGUGCAGAAAUUUAGAACGCAAAGUAGCGAAAAAUGGGCCCAAACAAUUUUAAAAGACAGAAGGGGUGGGGUAUAGUUAUUUCUUUUGGCGACAUUGCAAUUUAUACAAUGGGCGUCAGUUGUGACCAACGGCUGCCUGGGAAAUCUGGCUCCUUUUUGUGAGUGAUUAUCAAAAUUUGAAAUUGUCGCGUCAGUUCCUGCGUGUAUGGACAUUAAGUUUUGAUCGAAAUGCAUGAUGUACCUUUACUUCAAUGAGAGUUCAGUGUCUACCGUUAAAUCAAUGUUUAUCACAGUAGUCUACCAUUUACAUAAUCUAUCAUUAUUGUUUUUGUUUACUCCACGAAGAUUUUAUCAAUACAACAAUUAAAUUACAUUGAUAAAUAAUAAUAAUAAUAAUAAUUUGCUGUUUGAGUUCCUUUUUUUUAUCUUCCCGACUCCCCUCUGUAAAUCCAGACCCCUAGAGCGAUUAUUCACUAUUGCACUUUGAAACAUUUUUGUCAAUGACAUUUUCCUCAAAAUUAGGUUACAUAGGUGUGUAACUAUGUAUAUGACAACACUGUUAGUUACUCAAAUAUACAUCUUCAAGCUCUUAAGGCUUAAUAGGAAUUGGAUGAUUAAUACGGUUUGGUUUAAGGAUAAUCACAUGAAAGCCUCCCGAUAAAAAAUUAGUCAAUAUUUAUUGGGGACCCAACCAACUGAAGCAUUAAGAAAUUGGAAUGGAUACCGCAACGUGCCCUGGGGUUUUCUACCGGGAUUAUAUGUCAUAUUUUAAGGGUCAUGUAAAUAGCAAAUGCAGUGAUAUUUUUACAAGCGUAUAGAUCAUUAUUCUAGUGCAAUGGAGCAGAAGUAACUUGACCAAUUGUUAAUAUGUAUAUACAUGGACAUUGCUGUUGAUAAUUUGGAAAGCCACCGGUUAGUUUCGGCAAAACAUGCGUAAACUGAAAGUUUAAGGAGAACGCAGAAAGUUCAUGUGGAUAUGAUAUAUUGCAAAUGCUAUUAUGCUCACUAGUGUCUAUAACAUCGUGGAGCAUUUGUUUUACCGGAUUUUAUUCCAUGAAAAAAAAAACCCAAAAAACAUCGAUUGUCUUUUGGCCUUAAAAUGCAAAUGGCGGCUAAAAAUUAGUUUGCACAAAUAUUGCAUAUAGGGAGGAAUUUUAAUUGCUAAAAACACCCAUAUUGUUUAGACAUCUAAGCACUGUUAGAGUAAUGUUUUCGAGACUAACGGUUAAACAAUGGAGUUUUUUUUUUUUUUUUUUUUUGCAGAAAUCUGCUUAUUUUACCUCAAGCCCUGCAUUGAACUGUUUUCCCUAAAGCCGGGUUUCUAGUUAUGUUUAGAGUUUUUUUAUAGUGUCUAAAAAGAGUAUCUUUUUAUAUUAUUCACAGCAUUUCAAGGUCAAAAGAGAAUGGAUCUGCUAAAACAAAUACUCCAUUACCUAUUACAGACAUUGGCGAGCAUAACGGCAUGGUUAUUUUGUGCAACAUACGCGGUCCACAUGAGCUUUAAAUGCAUUCUACACACAUCAAAUUAAAUAUCAACAGCUACUUAUGGUUGGUCGUGAUACAUACUAACAAUUGAUCAGGUUACUUCUGUUUAAUCGCAACAGAAUAGUGAUUUAUAAGCAUGUAAACUAUCAUUUGACUUACAAUUUACAUGAACCUUAUUCAGAGGAAGUAUGUUUUUAUACGUACAGAGACCAAAUGACACAGAAUAUAAGUUUUUGAAAAAAUGGAAAGAACAUUUCUCUUUAAAAUGUGCAUGAUCAUAAAGAUUACUAUCAAUUUAACUUUUCAUCUUAUAUUUUCAAGAAAAAAAGCGGAAUGCAAGGAGGCCUGAUCCUCACAAAGAGUCAGUUGUAGGAUAUCAGCCAGUGAAAGGGGAAGAUGAAGGAGGAACGAGCGGUGUAUCGGAUACUGUGGAGACCGUGGGAGGCGAUCACGCUUCAUAAUGACUUUUAAUCGUAAAAAAAACGCUCUUCAUUUGAUUUUAUUUCCGUCUUUUUCAUAUUCAAUUUGUUUGCUGCAAAAUGUCACAUGACAUGUAUAUAACAAUACAUUAAAUAUUAGUGAAAUAUCUGUGUGAUAUCCGUCAACCAGGAAAAAAUACAGCGAUAUUCAACAGGACAUACGGACACCACAAUUUGGAAACAAAUAUAUCUAUUGCAAUAGGUAUUGUAAAUACAAACUGGAACAUUUUUCGUGGUACAAAAGGUUUGAAAGCGGGCAACACCUUCAAACAUCAAUUAUAAUUAAUUAAAGGGACAUUCCUUCGUUCGGACAUCAGAAACAUGCACAAUUUGUAAUGAUGAAAUCUAUGUCCGAACGGUGAUCAUAUGAGUGUUUGUGCCUACAUGUAAUGAAAUUUUCGCCGAAAUGUACAAGUAAACGACGUAUACAAAUUUCGUCUUUGCGGUAAUUAGUGAUACUUCGGGUCGAAUUAAGACUUUAGUUUAUUUUAAGAGUAAAACUGCCUUACUAAUGUAAAGAUUAUAAUUUUUACUAUUUUGAAGAAACAAAAUAAAUACAUAUCUUCCAGUGAGUUUAAUUUUGACCACCUAAACUUUAUUCAAACGAAGGAAUGCCCUUUCAAUUAAUACAAUGAAUGUUGCAUUGUGAAUAUAAAAGUGAAUCACA
Molecule: messenger RNA, 4561 nt
Organism: Pecten maximus
Lineage: Eukaryota; Metazoa; Mollusca; Bivalvia; Pectinida; Pectinidae
Exons: 11
Coding region: 77-1003 (308 amino acids)
Source: RefSeq, a predicted model, not a curated record